GUCUCUCUGUAUAUAUACCAUCUCCAUUUCCCCUUCUACUUCACCAACCCAAAAUCACCAUUCUUCUUCUUCUUCGUCUUCGUCUCCUCUGAUUCAGCUUGUAACCGUAAGAAAAGAAAAAUGGAGACCUUCUUGUUUACCUCCGAAUCUGUGAACGAGGGUCACCCCGACAAGCUCUGCGACCAGAUCUCAGACGCCGUCCUCGACGCCUGCCUUGCUCAGGACGCCGACAGCAAGGUCGCCUGUGAGACCUGCACCAAGACCAACAUGGUCAUGGUAUUUGGCGAGAUUACCACCAAGGCCAAUGUUGACUACGAGAAGAUUGUCCGUGACACUUGCCGCAGCAUUGGCUUUGUCUCUGACAAUGUUGGACUCGACGCUGACCACUGCAAGGUCCUUGUCAACAUCGAGCAGCAGAGCCCUGACAUUGCGCAGGGUGUCCACGGCCACCUCACGAAGCGCCCCGAGGAGAUUGGUGCCGGUGACCAGGGCCACAUGUUUGGCUAUGCCACUGACGAGACCCCUGAGCUCAUGCCCCUCAGCCAUGUCCUCGCCACCAAGCUUGGUGCCCGCCUCACUGAGGUCCGCAAGAAUGGGACUUGCCCUUGGCUCAGGCCCGAUGGGAAAACCCAAGUCACUGUCGAGUACUACAACGACAAUGGUGCCAUGGUCCCUGUUCGCGUCCACACCGUUCUCAUUUCAACUCAGCAUGAUGAGACCGUGACCAAUGAUGAGAUUGCCGCAGACCUCAAAGAGCAUGUGAUCAAGCCAGUGAUCCCUGAGAAGUAUCUGGAUGAGAAAACCAUCUUCCACCUCAACCCAUCUGGUCGCUUUGUCAUCGGAGGUCCACAUGGUGAUGCUGGUUUAACAGGGAGGAAGAUCAUCAUCGACACCUAUGGCGGAUGGGGUGCUCACGGAGGUGGUGCCUUCUCAGGGAAGGACCCAACUAAGGUAGACAGGAGUGGUGCUUACAUUGUCAGGCAGGCUGCAAAGAGCAUUGUGGCAAGUGGGCUUGCCAGGAGGUGCAUUGUCCAGGUCUCCUAUGCUAUCGGUGUCCCCGAGCCGUUGUCGGUGUUCGUUGAAACCUACAAGACUGGGAAGAUUCCGGACAAGGAGAUACUGAAGAUUGUGAAGGAGAAUUUUGAUUUCAGGCCCGGAAUGAUCGCCAUCAACCUGGACCUUAAGAGGGGUGGCAAUGGCAGGUUCUUGAAGACUGCUGCCUAUGGACAUUUCGGAAGGGAUGAUGCUGAUUUCACAUGGGAGGUUGUCAAGCCACUUAAGUGGGAAAAGCCUCAAGCGUAAAUCUGGGAAUUACAUCUGAUAUGUGUCUGAUGUUGUGGCACUCUCCAUUCACAAUUUUUUGCCAAGGCUCUUACUAUUUGCCUUCUUUUUUUUUUUUUUCUUUUGGGUUUUCUUUCUUCUAUUUUUUUUACUCCACUUAUUUGUUCUUUGAGAAUGCAUUAUUACUUGUUAUGAUGAGUCAAAGUGGAGGUGAAAAUGCUAUGAAAUGAUGUACUCUUAAUAUCAUAUGUUGUAUGCUAUUAUUGCUGGCACGAGAAACAAUAAAAAUUUGAGACGAGUAGUGCCCCGACAACAUUAUACACGUCUUUUUUUCUUUGUAC
Messenger RNA from Morus notabilis, 1622 nucleotides. Its product is annotated as S-adenosylmethionine synthase 2. NCBI's taxonomy places the organism in Eukaryota, Viridiplantae, Streptophyta, Magnoliopsida, Rosales, Moraceae. The transcript is spliced from 2 exons. Gene Ontology annotation, molecular function: methionine adenosyltransferase activity; ATP binding. Bases 121 to 1302 code for a protein of 393 amino acids. The record is from RefSeq and is a predicted model, not a curated record. Gene Ontology annotation, cellular component: cytosol. Gene Ontology annotation, biological process: S-adenosylmethionine biosynthetic process.